Entrophospora sp. SA101 is the source of this 1428-nucleotide messenger RNA. NCBI's taxonomy places the organism in Eukaryota, Fungi, Glomeromycota, Glomeromycetes, Entrophosporales, Entrophosporaceae. The record is from the annotation of a GenBank genome assembly.
AUGUUUGUGAAUUGUCUUGUAGAAGGGAAAAUUCCAGUUAAAGCAUUAAUUAAUACAUCCUCAAAGUUUAAUACUAUUAGCAAGAAGUUAUUCGACAGCCUUGGUGAAGAAUAUGGUAUAGGGUUUGUAUCUGUUGGUGCUGAAAAAAUCUAUAAAGAUGCAAUAGGUGAAAUAAAAUGCUUAGAUUUGCAAUUUCAGUAUAACGGAAAGUGGCAAAGCUUAGAUGGUACUGAAGUAAUAGACUUUCAAAUUCGCAAAAAUCCAUCAUUCGAUCUAGUGUUAGGACAAGAUUGGUUAUGGGUGCGUGAAGCAAAAAUAAGCUUCGAAUUUUCUUCUAAAACCUGUGAACACCGUGCUAAAAUUGUAAUAGAUGGUAUGAGUAUCCCAUUAACCGAUGAAGAUUUUAACAAAGCCAACUCCACUAAAAAUAACUCACCUGAGUCCGAUAUAACUCUGGAUGAACUUGUGGAUAUGUUCAAGAAAUUAUCUCUCAGAAGCAAGGAUAAUAAGCAACGGAAGAGGUAUCACAGCAACAUAUCUCCUGUAUCUCCAACACCCGGAAGAUUAAAUGAUGAUGUUUCCAAAAAUAGCGGAGCUAGCAAGAUUAAGAAAUAUCCUAAAGUAGAUUUAGGUGAUGGGUGUGGAAACCUUUCAAUUAAAACGCACCUCAAUAAUAUUUGGAAGUCGAUUCAUUCUAUAGAAGAUGAUAUAUAUUAUGGGAUUUUUAAAAGACUUUCCAAUAUUGAGAAUGAACUGAGUCUUAAUUCACGUAUAUGCCUUACUAAUCGAUGUAUCACUGAAAUAGCGCGUUCUUGUCCAAAACUUAGACAUCUUGAGCUUGGCAACUGUUCAAUUGAAAAACUCAUAGAAGGAAAAAUCCCAGUUAAAGCGUUAAUUGAUACAACAUCUAAAUCCAAUACUAUUAGCAAGAGCUUGUUCAAUAAGCUUGAAGAAGAUUAUGGAAUAUGUGAUCCUGUUGAGAAUCUCUAUGGAAAUGUAAUAGGUGAAAUAAAAUGUUUAGAUUUGCAAUUUUGCUAUAAAGGAAAGUGGCAAAGCUUAGAUUGUACUGAAGUAAUAGACUUUCAAAUUCGCAAAAAUCCAUCAUUUGAUCUAGUGUUAGGACAAGAUUGGUUAUGGAUGCGUGAAGCAAAAAUAAGCUUUGGAUUUUCUCCUAAAAUUAUAAUAGAUGGUAUGAGCAUCCCAUUAAUCGAUGAAGAUUUUAACAAAGCCAGCUCUAGUAAAAAUAACUCAUCUAAUUCAAUAGAUUCAGAUACUUCUUCCAAUUUAGAUACUCCAGACUCAAGUGCUUUUUCCAGUUCAGGAAUAGAAGUUAUACAUGCGGUAAAGAAACGCCCUAUUCGAAAGCAUAAAGUAAAAAAAGUAAAUAUAGUAAAAAUAAUUUCUGGAAGCAGAGCCUCGAGCCUUUGA